AUGACCGACGUCGGUGUCUUUAGGGAUGCGGAGCACAUUGCUAAUGUCUCUGGCAUUACCUUCGACGAUGUCGAUGCUUCAUCGCCCCGCGGCAGCGCCGACAUCCGUGGCCAGGACUGCAGCCGCUUAAAGAAGCUCCAAACGGCUGCAAAGGUCGCAUUCAUUGAUAAAGCGCUUCGCGACCUGGACAUAUUGAUACACUGCGAGUUAUCAGCGCUGUACUACAUGGACUGCUCUUUGAUUCUUCUUGUCUUUCGGGCCGCUGUACAAUUAUUCUUCUUUACGCCUAAAGAGCCACCAUUCGACCCGACAAGGAACCAGCCCUUCAUUGGCGCCAUAUUCGUCAGCAAUGUAAUCUCCAUGCUUUUUCAUGCCUUUCUAGUUCGCCCUGAAGUCGGCGAAUCAACACGGGGCUAUCAACACGGGGGUCUUUUCAUUGAUUUUAUCGGACAAAAGCCGGUAUCCGUCUUCCGACUUCUCGUUUUCGACAUGUUUAUCUUCGUGGUGGAUAUUAUCAUGCUGGCACUGAUAAUUGAGCGAGUCAAAACGGUCGGCCCGAAGGCGACGAACUUGCCAGGUGCAAGUGAGAAUAGUACAGCCGCCGAUGCCGAUACAGAUGCAGCAUCGGCGCAGGCGAACACACAAGAUUAUGACGCGGAAGAGCGAGGUGUGCGAAAUGCCGACGGCACAUCUCCAAUCAGUGGAAGCUCGUCCGAACAUGCCGCCAGCAACACCUUACCUACCAUCAACAUUGACACUGGAGACUUUGACGAAACGACAAGUCUUCUAGCCGACCCAAGUAUUGCCGAAAACGCAUCUAUUCCGAGAGGCGGCCACCCACUGGACUUGUUCGCUUCUGGGCAGUCAAUCAUCAUGGACAUGGGCUUCAUUAGCACCAUUGGUGAUCAAUGGCGACAUAUGGCAACGCCAAUUAGACGGGGUGAUGCGCGGUUAUCGCCUCAAGCUGCUACGUCCCUGCGAGACCGCCUGGGCUUGCAACGUUUUGGGUUGCAGAUGGGAGCUGAUGGUCGGCUCGUGCGGAUCACUCCAUGA
Messenger RNA from Penicillium diatomitis, 1053 nucleotides. RefSeq names its product DSC4 family protein. The transcript has 2 exons. The record is from RefSeq and is a predicted model, not a curated record. Gene Ontology annotation, cellular component: Dsc E3 ubiquitin ligase complex. NCBI's taxonomy places the organism in Eukaryota, Fungi, Ascomycota, Eurotiomycetes, Eurotiales, Aspergillaceae. Gene Ontology annotation, biological process: SREBP signaling pathway; protein processing. The coding region runs from base 1 to 1053 and encodes 350 amino acids.